Messenger RNA from Urocitellus parryii (Arctic ground squirrel), 2135 nucleotides. The record is from RefSeq and is a predicted model, not a curated record. Lineage: Eukaryota; Metazoa; Chordata; Mammalia; Rodentia; Sciuridae.
AUGGGCUCCAACUCUGGGGAGCCAGAGCUCUUGCCCUGUGGGUCCUGUGACAUGGUUUUCCGCUCCGGGGCCCUGUUGGCCAUCCACACUCAGCGCUUUUGCAUUGGCCGCCUGACCCGGGAAGGGACAAAUAAAGCACAGCCCUCAGUAGCUACGGAAUCACAGGGUACCGCGGUAAGGAGGGGGCUGGUGGAUAUUCCAGAGAGCUGGGAGAUCAAGAUUCCUCAUUUUGCAUUCUGUUCCCAGGUUGUGUCGGGAGAACUCCAGGGCCGCUUGGAGCAGGAGGCCAGCACAUCUGCUCUAAAAAGGUUAACAGAGGAGGUGCAGUGGCUGCGGCUGUCCUUACAGAAAAUGGGUCCCUGGAUGACAGAAGGCCCCACCUCCGAGGUUGCAGGGAGCCCUAACGAGAGACUGCAGGCGCUGUAUAGGACCCGCGCCCGGCGCGUGGCAGAGACGCAAGCGCAGAGCCGGGCACUGGAGCGACGCGGCAACGAACUAAGCUGGCGCCUCCAAGGUGGGCCCCGGGGAGGGAUAUCCCGCUUAUUCGGUCUAGAACGGCAACUUCGAGAACUCCAGGCAGAGGCCGGGCAGACACGGGGAGCUCUAGAGAUGUUGAAAACGCGCCUUCAAGAACUUCAGCCCCAGACCGGGACUCUGCCGAAUGCCUGGCGGGAUGCUGAGCUCAAUUGUCCUGUGCUGCAGGUCAACCCAGGAACCUUAGCUGCCGAGAUCCGGGCCCUGCGUGAGGCCUACAUGCGAGGCGGGGGCCGGGACCCCGGUGUUCUGGGCAAGAUAUGGCAGUUACAAGUGGAGGCGUCAGCACUGGAACUGCGGCGGUCGCAGAAUCGCAGGGAUAAAGCAAGUGCAGCCUCGGGGGAGCUUCUAGUAUUGGAAGCAGAAAACCGGCGCCUAGAGGAGAAUAUCCUGGCCUUGCAGAUGCAGAGAUGCCGGGCCCAGACUCUUCCUCUGUUCCUAGGGCCCAGGGAGGCACAACUCCUGGCUGGUCCCUGCACAAGUCCAGGGGGAAAGGGAGAUCCCCCACACCUCCCUCCACCKGUGGCACCCCCACUGCCACCACUUCCAGGCUCCACAAACCCACCACUUCCUGGAACCAUGACAAAGAACCUGAGUCUGGACCCACACUUCCUUUUGCCCACAUCUGAUGUGCUGGGCCCUGCACCAUAUGACCCCGGGGCUGGCUUGUUCAUUUUCUAUGACUUCCUUCGAGGCCUUGAUGCUUCUUGGAUUUGGGUGCAACUACUGACUGGCUUGGCCCGAGAUGGACAGGAUACAGGAGGGACCACAGCAUUGCCCCCAGCCUUUUGCUUGCCCCCACCUCCAGCUCCUGGGCCCAUGGGAAACUGUGCCAUCCUUGCCAGCAGGCAGCCUGUGCCCAGGCUGCCGCCAUCACCGUCAGUAUCUUUGGUGUGUAAGCUACAAGCCUGGCAGGGGUUGGCAUGGGCUAGGGCACCACAGCCAAAGGCUUGGGCCUCACUGGUGCUAUUUGACCGGGAUCWGCGUGUGCUAAGUGGCCGUUGGCGCCUUCCACUUCGGGCUCUUCCUGUGAACCCCAGCCUCAGCUUUGGGCAGCUGAAUGGGAUUCCCCAGGCAGGUCAGACUGAGCUCUUUCUGCGACUGGUGAAUGCAAGAGAUGCAGAUGUCCAGACGUUGGCAGAGAUUAAUCCAACAAGUGCCCAUGAGUACCAGUACCCACCGGUAUCCAUAUCAUCUUCACUGGAAACAAGUUCCCUCAGCCCCAAGGCUGGCUUUGCUGAUCCCCCACCUCCUACAGAAAAGUCCUUUGGCAGAGUCAAGACUAAAGAUGAAAUUUUGAGCUAUGACCSAUCCCCACAGGGGAGCUAGAGGGAACGUGAGGCUUAUUCCCAGACCUGUAGCUUUUACUACUCCAUAAAGUUUAGAAGCAAAUGAGCUUGUGAAUUCUAAYCACAUCUGUAUCACCUUUGGCAAGUAGUUGAUCUUUCUCCAACUGUUUUCUUUUGUAACCAUUUACUGAGGAUUAAAUGAAUCUGUCAGGUAUUUACAAUAUUACCUGGCACUCUCUUUUUGUAAAAGCCAACUUUAGUGCUAAAUUUCAUAUCAGAUUCAUCAGGAUUUUUUUUUUUUCUUUUUAGUAC